ACGAUCUUGGAUAAUAUUCAAUUGUCAUCAUUCUUGUUUGUCGGCUGACUCAAUGAGGCAAUUUCUAACUAGUGUAUUGUUUUUGAUAAUGCUAGAAUUAUAAGUGUGACGUGGAAAUAAUAUUCCUCUACUUAUUUAUUUUGGUUUGCAAUAGAUUAAUUACCAUAUCUUGAUUUAUGUAACGAAAGAUUUUUAUUGUCAUCGUGUUCUGUCCUGUUUCAGCGUAUUUUUCAGAACUCAAUUUGUUAUUUCAUCAUAUAAGUGAGUGAUCCAGAACUUUGUGUAGAUAUCAGGUUUUGGAUUUGGUGCAAUAAUUGUGCAGAAUAUUUGAGUUGUUGUAGAGUUAUGCAAUAAAGGAAUUGUGCAGAAUAGUUGACUACACAAAGAAUGGCUGCUGAUAGCAGUGGAGUUGAAUGGGCUUCCAUAGUAAAGCCCAUUCUAGCAGCAUCCUAUGGGUCUUUCAACAAAAAUGAUAUUACUGAACUUGUUAAAGCAAUUGUGAAAAGUGAGCCUGAUUUGAUGAACCAUGAGGAUCAAUAUGAAACGUUUUACACAUCUUUUGCUGCAUUGGCUGCUGACUACAUCAGUUCCAGCAUCAGUUCAGUGUGCAAGGGCCAGCUGGGCUCAGUGUGCUCUGCCGCUCGUAUCCUUCUGCAAUAUCUGCUCAGCCGACUCCAGAGUCACGUUGCCUCGGACUCAGUGGCACCAAACACACUCACAGCCAAGCAACUGCUGCUUCCGAUCAAGGCUUUGUGCAGUGCCACGGCACAGCUCUGCCGCACCGACCAGAUAGCUCUCACCGCUAUCAUGAAGAAUGCAAAACUGCCACCACAUAUUAAGACGUCUUUACCCAGCGACAAAGAGACGACCAACCUGAAAGAUUCGAAGAACAAAUCGAGGUCUGACCUGUCCGCACUGAUAGCCGAACAGCUGAUGACUCCACUUCACGACUUUGUGCCACAGAAGGUGGCCACUGUGGAGCCUGUGGAGACAAAAACCUCCGAACCUUCUACAUCAGAGACUCAUCAAGAUACGGAGUUGAUAUUCACACAGAAGAGUGUAGCCAGCCUGCAGUCCCUGAGCGCUGGGGACAUCCUGGUAGAGAUGUGUCUGAACCUGCCGCACCUGGCACGUUACCGCAACAAAUACACUGCGGCGGUCAGCAAGAAACAGUUCAGCUUGCCCUCCACACACACAGAGGCUCUCCUGGUCCGUCACAGCUUGCAGCCAUUGGUAAACGACAUCAACAUGGUGUGGAGUGCCCUAUCUCUGCCAGUACUGGAACCCCUGACGCAGGCUAAGAUGGAAAAACUGUCAACAAUAACCAUGUCCUGCCUGUAUGCUGCCGUGAGCAUCGCCACAGCCAACAGCAUUUUGGGUAUCUCCUCGGCCAUCUCGCCCAAGACUGCCAUGUCCACUAAUAGCACUGCAACAAUCCCAGCAAAACCUGGUGAAGAGGAGGGCAACCUCGAUGCUUUGGCUGUUUCUGUUGUUGAGAAGUCACUGGAGAUAUUUAACCUUAUCUCAAAUGUCUUCAAGACCUCCACAAGAGCAGGAGGACAUAUUCUCCAGAAUCACAUGUUGCUGGGUGUCUGGCUGUUGACUACAGGACUACAGAGUCAACUGUCCAACUCUAGCCUGCUGCCCUCCGACAAGACAGGCAAAGAGGACAAGGGCAAGUCUCCCAGCAAGUCUAGAGAUGGGAGCUCCCGCAUAAACCUCAUGAAAGUUCAGCAAGGGUUUGGGGUUUUGUCAGUAGCACUGGCUUGUCGAGCCCUCACCAUGAUGUCAGCUCUUCUGGACGACCUGCAAGUGGAAGCCAACGAUGGUGGCCUAGGAGAACCCACCCCCGCCCAGCUUCACAUCCUCACCCCCGCCACGGCCCUGCAGCGGGCAGCCCGUGUCCUUACCUCUGCUCCUCUGAACCAGUUCCUUUUUUACCUGGCAACCAUCAGCUACCGGAAGGCUUGCACUUUGAAACGUAUUCAGAAACAUCCUCCUGAAGGAGACACGUUCAGUACGUCUGACUCAACCACUUACUACGACGAUGACAUCAUCAGCUGCUCGGAGGAGAGCUCACCAGAUGAAGAUGAUGACAGUGAGCCGCUGCUAGGGUUGUGGUUUGAGGAGACGAUCUCAGUGCCAGAUACCACUCAUACAACACAGCCUGGUGCCGAAGUACAGGACAACACCAGCAAAACCAACAUGACUCCUGACACCACUGGUUCUAUUGUGCCGGAGAAGGGAGAACCCAAUGGGUACAUUUCGUUAGCAUCCCAGAUCUUCCAGUUCAUGAACAAGUACCUGCUGAACUCUGAGAGUGCCUAUAUCCAGGACUAUGUGGAGACAGGGCUAGCAGAGCAGCAGAUGGUGAUUCUGGCUGCCAUCAUACGAGAUUUGGACAGAGAAACAGCUCGUACAGAGACCGGCACGAUAUCUGUAUAUUUUGGAGCUGCACUGGGCGUGUUAUACAGCGAGUUCUCUCAGGCACUGACUCGUUACACUCACAACUUGCUGGCUCGUAGCUUGCUAGUGGAGAGUCUGCAGUUGACACUACUGCACCAUCUGGGUGUCAGCCCAACACAGUCGGACAACAACAACGCCUGGCCUCUGCAGGUCUACCCUCGGACUCUGGCUGUACUCGCUCAGAUUUUACUGCUGAAACCUCAAGCGGAAAAGGAUACAGCAGUGAUCAACAUCUGGAAUAGACUUAUACACACACUGGUGGAGAACAUCUGCAACUAUCCCACCACUUAUGAUGCUGACAAUGAAGACAUGAACGUGGAGCACGCUCAACUGUUGCUGUUCCUCUUCCACUCUCUGAACUUGAUGCAGAAGAAGUCCGUGCUGUUGGCGUGCGCAAGCGGGAUUAUCCGUGUUGGAGAGAGCUCAGUACGCGGGCUUCUCAGGGAGUCCCAACUGCUCUGUCUCUCUCGGCUUCUGCUGCUCUUUGAGUACAUGAUGAAACAUCUGUAUGACGCUCCACCUGUGCUGCUUCAACACGUGCAGUGGAACCUGUUUAACGCUACCAGCAUGGUAGGAGACACGGUUCAGGGCAGAGCCCCAGCCAGGAUAUUCUGUCCCUGGAAGGAAAUUGAAGACAACUAUCGUAAACUGGGACCACAGGAUGAGUUCUCAAUGAAGCCUCGCUUCUACAGUAUCAUCAAUUCGGAGCUGAAUAAUCAAGAGCACCCCAAGCUGGACGGCCUCGCUUGCAAUUUCAUCUUGGGAUCAGCAGAAAAGGUGAAGUAUCCACUGCUGAUGGAUGUGCUGAUAGAAAUCCUCAACGUGACUGACCAGACUAUUCCCAGCAUCAAGUCCACAGACAAGAUCAGCUUCACGGCCCUUUGUGCCACACAGUAUUGCUUCACCAUCUGUUGGAGGCUCUUGCUGCAACUACCACCCUCCACCCCAUACUUGGACAAGUUGGCACUGGGGCAAGGGAUGCCAGCUACUCCCCUCCUCCUACAUUCCCUAGUUUGGGGACCCAGAGCCGGCCACAAGUUCUUCAGCAGUUGGAUGCGGGAUGCCCUGGUGAAACAAGGCAUGUACACCCAGUACGCAGAGACUCUGCUCAAGAGUGUCACUGACAUGGUGAACAGCAUUAGAUACGACGUUACUCUCGCCAAGAACAGCAUUGUGUCCUUAAUGCCUCAUAUACAACUCGAAGGAUGGUUGGUUCCCAAAAGAGAUCUCCCUACAAUCAUGGACCUUUGUCUAAUGGACACAGUCAUCGCCAAGGUGAAGGUCCUGGCCUUACCUGGUGGUACCUCCGAGACUACUGACCUUAACAAAACAUUUGAGUGCACAGAGCCGAGUCCCCGGAGUGAGCUAGCGCAGGACUUGCUGCCUCAUGUUCUGCGGCUGACAGAAGUAAUUUUGGCGUGUAGCAGGACCAGCCUGAUGUACCAGAUCAACGAGAGCUCGGAGGCAAGUGGUGGCUAUUCGCUCGGAGACUUCAUUGCGUUCCGCUGCGUGCUUGCAGUCUCAUCCUCACGCAGUGUCAAGACACAGAGUUUGUCUGCGGCUCUCACCAUCCUGCUCCCUGCCAGCGUCCGCACAGUCCUCGACAAGUGGAACGCAAAUGCUGUCACUGAUUUCCCUUCAAACACAUAUGCCAAUGACAUAAUCCCAGAAGAGAGUUACGUGUUGGCCGUAGUCAACGCUCACAUCUCCACACUCUCCAGUCAGCAGACCUUCACUAUCAACCCUUCACUCAAACAUCUGCUGCACUCACUGGUCACUUUCAUCAGUGAGCACAUCAUGCGGUGCGAGGAGACAAACGCACUACGGCAGCAGGCGGUGUCAGUGCUAGCACCGCUCACUCUGGACGCCUGCACGGAAUAUCUGCAUGAUAUCGCCUUGCGGACGUUGGAGAGAGCUAUUGGUGAUCCAGAAACUGAAGGACAUCAAGUCUGCAUCUACAGCUUGGUGCUCAACAACAUCUACACUCUGGUCAUCAACUACACAGACGCCACCUCUGUCUGCAGUGAUGCUGUCAACGAGAAGCUGCUGCAGGAGUGUCUCACCUGGAUGGAGGGUCUGCUGGAAAAGCCGGCUGGCAGGCAAGCCUUAGACCAGUUCUUUGAGAGUUCCACCAAACAUGAUCUUCUUCAGAUCCUCUUAUCUAUCGCGAGCCCUCGGACUUGCAAGUCCUCCAUGUACAGCACCAAAGUACUGCAGUUCUUCAAUAAACUUUUCAACAUCGCUGAAAAGAACCCCGGUGAUGUAGCGCUGGAGAGACUACGAGCAUCGAUGCUGAACCUGGCGGCAGUGGAGAGGAACCAGCUGAUCAAUUGGCUGCGUCACGUGAUACUGGGUCCUGCCAAGCCACCGGUAACUAGUGGCAGUAGCAGUACUGUGACAGACACUACUACCAGCACGAAUGCGGUGGCUACUGACCCCCCUGCCACCUCCACAGCACCGACCACCACUGCUCCCACCACCCCGGCGGGCACAUCUACAACAAAACCCGCUUCUGACUCCAAACUGCUCCAGGAGAACCAACUGUUGCUGCAGUACCUUACCCUCUACAUCAUCAGUGAGAACAGUGAGAAUGUUGCCAAAGAGGAGGUAGCAGUCACGCUACUGGAGGCUCUCAUCCCGAUUGGCUCCCAGUUACUCUCCACAGCUGAGGGGGUCGGCUUCAAGGAGUUAAUGGUUGUCAUGGCAACACUGGCCGACGCAGGUUCUGGUCGCGGCCACCUACAACUGUUCACUGCCUCUGUGCAGUGGCUAGAAAUCUGCAAGCAAUAUCUGUGCCAGAAGGAGGUGCUGGCGCAGCUGGAAGGAUCAGCACAAGCCGGAUGUAUGGUUGAAGCAUGCUGCUACCUAGUAAAUUACGUGAGCGAUGUGGUCAGUGCACUUUGUCCUUCGGGAGGUCGAGCCUGCUCUCCUCCUUGGGACGGUGAUACUCUUCCUCCUUCCGACCUUGACCAGGAGUGGACCGAUGACCUCGGACACGACGACGACGAUGAGAGUGGUGGUGAUGACUCGGAUGAAGAUAGCCUAUGUAACAAGCUGUGUACGUUCACCAUCACCCAGAAAGAGUUCAUGAACCAGCACUGGUACCACUGCCAUACUUGCAAGAUGGUGGACGGUGUAGGGGUGUGUACAGUGUGUGCACGUGUGUGUCACCGCAACCACGACGUUACGUAUGCCAAGUACGGAAACUUCUUCUGUGACUGCGGUGCGAAGGAGAACGGCUCAUGUCAGGCUCUGGUAAAGCGCAGCCCACAAUCACAGGCAGAGAACCUACCCGGACAGGCAUCAUCCACAACCAACACCGUCAACAUGGGGAUGGAGCUGACCAGCUCGCUGCGGCGGCGCCCCUCCUCCCCCACCUUGCCGGAACGUGGAGGCGAACCUCGCAGCCUGCCCCGCGACCGCCAUCGUAUCGCCACACUCGCCAAACAGCUAGAUGUAUUCUCGGACACUCUGACCAGUAUGAUCUGGACAGAGGGCAGCAUUGUGAGCCCUCUCCUGGAGCUGCUCCAGAGCUUGAUGCCAGCAGUGGAGGCUGCUUGCUCUAGACAGUCUCCAGUCGGGUGUUAUCAUCGAGCCCAGGCGGCGCUCAACCAGCUGCACACAGCCGACAAACGUUUUGAGACCACAGACCAGCUCAUGGUCCCCACUCUAGGCUCACAAGAGGGAGCAUUUGAAAACGGUAGGAUGAAUUACACAGGAGACCAGGGCCAGACUAUCAGACAGCUGCUGUCAGCUCACAUGAUCAGACGUGUAGCAAUGUGUUGUCUGGCAUCACCCCAUGGCAAGAGGCAACACUUGGCAGUAUCCCACGAAAAGGGCAAGAUCACGGUGCUGCAGCUGAGUGCGCUGCUGAAGCAGGCUGACUCGUCGAAGCGCAAGCUGACUCUCACUCGUCUAGCCUCGGCUUCCGUACCCUUCACAGUGUUGUCACUCACAGGCAACCCUUGGAAUGAGGACUUCCUUGCUGUCUGUGGUCUCAAGGACUGUCACGUGUUGACGUUCCACCCCUGUGGUUCGGUGGCUGAACACCUGGUGUUGCAUCCGCAGCUGGAGACAGGCAACUUCAUCAUCCGAGCUAUCUGGCUGCCUGGUUCGCAGACUACUCUAGCUCUCGUCACUGCCGACUUUGUCAAGAUCUACGAUCUAGGCCGUGACGUUCUCAGUCCACAGUACUAUUUCCUUGUGCCCACCGGCAAGAUCAGGGAUGUCACUUUUAUCUGCCCUCAGGAGGAGAAACCUACAAUGCUCUUGAUGUCAUCUACUGGUUACAUCUACAGCCAGGACAUGGACGAAGAGAGUUCUGCUAAGCACGGGCCAUUCUAUGUCACCAACACAAUGGAAGUGUCUCACCCGGAGAUCAAGGAUGUGAACGGGCAGGUGUGCGCAGGCGGUGUGUCCGUAUACUACUCGCACACGCUGUGCUUGCUGUUCUUCAGCUACGCGCAAGGCCGCAGCUUCAUCGCGCCGGUAAAAAGCAAAGAGAGCGUGCUCGGACCCGUGUUCCAGAUACAGCUGAGUCGCCCGCCACCCAGCACCAGCAAGGCCAACAACACGGCCACCAGUCAACAACCUCAGCCACUGUGCCAAUGGAGCGAGGUGCCCAACCACCCUGGCCUCGUCUGCUCAGUCAUGCAAACUAGUAACAACCCAGUGAUCCUGAUGGUGAAGCCCGACUGCGUGAUGGUCCAGGAGAUCAAAGUGGUGCCAGCCAAGGCUAAAAUCAUGGACACAGUGGCGAUCAGACACCCAUCCUCCAGCAGUGACCAGCGCACCACCCUGAUAUUGCUGUGCGAAGAUGGCAGCCUGCGCAUCUACAUGGCAUCCAUGGAGCAAACAGGCUUCUGGCUAUCUCCCACUAUCCAGGCUGUGAGCACAAUGUCCAAUUUGAAGUCUGCUAAGAAGAAGAAAGUACCUAAAGGAAAUAAAUCACCAGGGACAGUAACAUUCCCAGUGGACUUCUUUGAGCACAGCACUCUCCUCAACGAUGUGGAGUUCGGUGGAAAUGAUCUACUCCAGAUCUACAAUGCUUUACAGAUCAAGAACAGAUUCAAUACUACAGGCAUGUAUGUUGUAUCAACAAAAGCGACAGGCUUCAAUAUUGACAUCGUCAACAAUGAUGCCACUCAUGUCAUCACAGGCAUCAGAAUCCUGCUCGGCAACCAGGACACUCAACGCGUGCCAGGAUACAUUGAGGUAUUUGGACGUAGCAUACAGACCAGCCUGGCUCGUAACCGAUGGUUCGACUUGCCCCUCACUCGUGAAGAGAGCUUGCAGGCCGACAAGAAGCUGACUGUCACUUUCGGCCCGUCCCAGGAUCCUGAAGGUGUCACUAUGGUGGACUCCAUUAAAGUGUAUGCUAAGUCGAAAGACAGUUUUGGGUGGCCUGAAGAAACAGAGGAAGUGACCAGUAACACAGUGGUGCCAACCCCAGCUGCCACAGGCAACACGACUGAGACCGCAGACAGUGUAACCAACUUUCCUCCUCCCAUCACAUCACUGGAUAAGAUGGUUUGCGGUAUUCUGGAGGUACUGGACAGCACUAUCCUGUUGAUGAGUAGUGACCAGGCAAACAAGGGUCAUGUGGUACCUGUGUCAAACCUCACUUCUCUCAUCUCCUACCUGCUCAUUCUACCCACGGCUACAUGCGUGCAGCGACAAGUCAAAUCCGUGCUGGCUGCACUCCACCCCACCCGCCAGUCUUACCACAAUUACAAGGACCAGGUGCUGCUGAACCACAUCUCCAAGUCACUAGCAGGACUGAAGCAGGUGGAAGACGCUCGGGACCUGGACGCUGAGGCGUUCUAUCGUCUGGUUCUGAUGACUCGGGCCAUCGCCACCACUCGGCCCCAGAACCUGACCAAGACCAUCACUCAUGAUCCUAGCUCAGACACACAAAUCAAGGGCUCAGAAAACUCAAAGGAACUUCUCUAUCAGUUGACAGACAUACUGUGGAAACUACAUGCGGUUCGGCCCUCCAACAUUGCCCUGGCCUCAGUCUGCGUUCCAGGCCUGACCCACGUGGAGGCUGCUGCUCACUGUAUCGUCGAGAUCAUCCAUGCGUUCACUCUGGUAGAUAGCAGCGACAGUACCGUCUCACUGGCUGUCAGACUGUACCUGAGUCUGCUGCUGUGUCAGGACACCAGUGUCAGCUUCAGUGCCAAGCAGGCAUUCAUCCGAGUGUUGAGGCCGAGGCUGAAGCGGCGUAGAGUCUACAUCCCCAGUCCUCCUCACUGCAGUACGCCAGGAGCUGUAGAAUCGGAGAAAGCAGGCCCAGUAUCCCAGCCAUCCCAGGAAUCCUCUGAGGCUGACCAGGCACACUUUGAGGUGGAUGCCGUGGAGCCCAUGGUCCUGCUCGCUCCAGAUGCUGGAGCAGCUAGCGGAGUGCCGAUGAACAUGGAGGUGCUACUGGGAGCCGGAGGGUUCCCCCCACUACUGGACAUCCCCCCUGAUGCGGACGACGAGACCAUGGUGGAGCUGGCUAUAGCCCUCAGCCUGCAAGACCAUGAGGGUGCCGCCAACCUGCAGAGCAUCACACACGGUCUGGCCAACCUGCACAAUCUGGCUGGUCCUGCACUGCAGAAUUUACAGGUGUUGGCUACCCAGAGUUUGGGGCAAGUACAGAACCCUGCAGGAGGCAGUCAGGAGGCCGGUCACUUCUCAGACACGACGGCCAGUGCCGGAGCCAGUGAUGAUGAGGGUUCCACAGCCGCUACUGACGGCAGCACGCUGCGCACUUCCCCGGCCGAACAGGGUGGUAGCGAGAGCGGAGGCAGUGGAGUGGACAGCAUCACUGGAGAACACAACUACAGCAUGUCUGGCCGUAGUUCAGCCUAUGGGGAUAACAUCCAGGAGAACUUGGUGGGAGCUCGGAGUGAGACAAGCUCCCUGGGGGCCCCCGCCGGCUUCCAGAACCAGGAGCCUGACGGUGUUGAGGCAGAAGCUGAGGUGGACAACGAGGGAGGUACCAAACUCCACGACCUCAGACUCAGCAUUUUGGAGAAGCUGAUACAAUUUGUACCUCGACUCAGUGAGGUCGGGGGAGUACGAGCAAUACCAUUCAUGCAGGUGGUUCUGAUGCUGACGUCAGACCUGGACGGUAAUGAGGAACGAGACCGAGCCUGUCUGGAGAACCUGCUGACCGCUGUGAUCGGUGAACUGUCCAUGCGGCAGCCUGACAUCUCUGAUGUGUGCAAACGAACACCGCAGCGUGAAGUGCAUCUGGUCAUCAUGAGGCUCAUCAGUGUGAUGAUGUCAAGAUCCAAGUCCAGCAGCAAGACCAACACAGACAACUGCAGCUUCAUCUCUCAGGUGACAGCAACCAUGUUACAACAGGCUGGAGUCAUAGACUACUGUCUACAGCUGCUUAAGCAGUUCCUCUCCUACUGGAAGGGGUCCGGUGGGGAGGAAGCAGGUAGCAGUGUCGGCGGGGUCCUGCUCAAACCCCAUCUGAAUUCCUCACCCCCCGACAUGUCCCCUUUCUUCCUGAAGCAGUACGUCAAGGGACACAGCAAUGAUGUGUUCAAGGACUACCCACACCUGCUUACAGAGAUGGCUCUGAGACUGCCCUACCAGGUCCAGAGGUACUCCUGUGCACCGAUCACCUUUGAACAGGCUUGGUUCUUCUUCCUGUGUGAGUAUAUGAUGACACAACAAGCCCCCUUCAUCAGGCGACAUGUGCGCAAGCUGCUCCUCUUCAUCUGUGGCACCAAGGAGAAGUAUCGGCAGCUGCGGGACUUGCACUCUCUCAACUCCCACAUCAAAGCAGUACAAGCGUGCUGUGACAACGGAGGCUUCUCGGCCGGAGGUAACAACCCCUUCAGCCUCUCCUUGUCCUACGACGCUCUGGUGGAGCUGAUAGAACAUCUCAAGGCUUGUGUGGAGGUGGCCUCAUCUCGGACCAUCAACUGGCAGAUGUUCUGUCUCACGCAUGAGACUAUCCUCUCGUUCCUUCUGCAGGUGAGUUGUCUGCUGGACGAAGUGGUGGCCCAGACAAUAUUACAACUGCUGCAGUGUGCGAUCUGCCCACCGACACCCCAGGCUAGCCAGAAUGACAAGUCGAGCAAGAACGGCAGUAGCAGCAGCAAGCCGGAGAAAGAGGGAGAUAGUGAGGAGGCCAACAACUGCACGGCACUGGUCAAACAGCUGAACAAGUGUGUGGAAAGGGAGUUACUGACACGGUUCAUCCGGACCUUCCUGUUGGAUACCAACACCACCAACAUCCGCUGGCAGGCUCACGCCCUGGUGGUGGCCAUCUACAAGAACUCCGACAAGGGCGAGCAAGAGACAGUUCUGGACCUGAUGUGGUCGUUGUGGCCCAAUCUGCCAGCGUAUGGACGCAAGGCUGUGCAGUUUGUAGAUCUCUUAGGCUACUUUUCCAUCAAGUGCAACAGUGCCUCUACCAAGAUGAACGAGUACAUAGAACAAGCUGUGAACGUGCUUCACACACAAAACCUGCUCUUGUCACACCAUCCCAACACCAACCUUUACACCCACCUGGCUCAGUACGUGGAGCUGGACGGCUUCUACCUGGAGAGCGAGCCCUGUCUGGUGUGCAACAAUCCUGAAGUUCCCAUGGCCAGCAUCAAACUGUCCAGUAUCAAGAUUGAUUCCAAGUUCACCACGACCACUCAGAUAGUAAAGCUGGUGGGCAGUCACACAAUCAGCAAGAUCACACUGCGCAUCGGAGACCUGAAGCGGACCAAGAUGGUGCGCACGAUUAACAUCUACUACAACAACAGAACAGUGCAGGCGGUCGUCGAGCUCAAGAACAAACCAGCAAUGUGGCACAAAGCCAAGAAGGUCAGUCUGGUUUCCAGUCAGACAGAGGUCAAGAUGGAGUUCCCGCUGCCGAUUGUGGCUUGUAACCUGAUGAUUGAGUAUGCAGACUUCUACGAGAACCUCCAAGCCUCCUCAGAGAGCCUGCAGUGCCCGCGGUGCAGCAGCUCUGUCCCGGCCAACCCUGGCGUGUGUGCAAACUGUGGCGAGAACGUCUUCCAGUGUCACAAGUGCAGGGCCAUAAAUUACGAUGAGAAAGACCCGUUCCUGUGCCACGCGUGUGGGUUCUGCAAGUACGCCAAGUUCGACUACACACUGACAGGGCGACCGUGUUGUGCUGUGGACCCGAUAGAAAACGACGAGGACCGUAAGAAGGCCAUCACAACCAUCAACAGCCACCUAGAGAAGGCAGACCGCGUCUACAAGCAGCUGGUCGGCAACAAGCCUACUCUCGAGAUGUUGCUGGUGAAGAUCAGUGAACACAGACUGGACCGCAGUGGUGAGGAGACGACCACACAGGCCACCAGCAGCACUGCGGUAGUGAAUCAGGUAAACAGAGCCAUACAGCUGCUGGCCCAGCGCUACUGUGGCGACUGCAAGAACUCCUUCGAUGAGCUUAGCCGCAUCAUACAGAGGGUACAUGCAUGCCGGCGAGAACUGGUGGCUUACGACAGGGUGCAGUUAGAACAGUCACGGGGCGGUCGUAGUGGCAGCACUGCAGGUCUGGGUACGGCCAGCUGCAGUAGGCAGGAGCCGGGGGCCAGUGCUGCCAACUCCCACCCCAGUGCAGGCCGCUGCUACGGUUGUGCCAGCGCCGCCACUGAACAUUGUCUUACACUACUCCGAGCCCUGGCCGUUACACCCUCCAGCCGGAAAGUGCUUUGCGCCCAGGGCCUCAUACAGGAGCUUGUAGAGUUCAACCUGCGCAAGGGAACUGUUCAGGUACAAGAGGAGGUGCGUCAACUGUUGUGUAUGGUUACACGAGACAACCCGGAGGCCACCGAGGCCUUGUGCUCGCUAAUCAUGGAGCGCAUCUCUGUGACCAUGAGGGGACACGGCACCGUGGACCUGGGCUACUCGGUGCGGCCAGAGAUAGCACUACUUGCUGCUCUCAUACAGAAAGAGGAUUCCUGCUGGGAGCUCAAACUCAGAUCCGUGAUGCAAUUGUUCCUGAUGGCCAGCAAAGACAACAAGUCCCCAGUUGUGAUGGAGUCUGUGCUGCUGCCCUGCCUCAAGAUACUGCAGAGUCUCAUCAAACCAGACCAGCCAGGCUCUAAGAAGAACAAGGACAAGACUUUGGACGCACUGGCCACCCUGAGACCCACUGAAGGGGUCCAUGUGGACCGCAACAAGUGGCUUGAGAGAGACCCCAAUCACACCUUCGAGGCGUGGCGACGCAAGAUGUACUCCAAGGAUGCAGAGAUACCCCCAGUCAAACCAGUUACCAAGGAGGAGGUGCGCAGCCACUACCUGAUGGAGAAGUACGCCAAGCGGUGGAGAGAGCGCACCAUCAGUCCUGUACAGCCACUGAGGCUCACGGACUCCGCCUGGCUCAAGAGUGUGCUGUUUAACACCAGCUCUCGCCUCGCCCGCCAAGUAGCGUGCAACAUGCUGGAGAGCAUCUGUCAGGUCCCUGUGCGCAAGAAAGAGAUGCUGGACUUGCUAACUGGGUUCCUGGCCGAACUGGGAGCAGCAGGGGAGAGUGCUGCAGAGUUUCUGUCUCUGUACCAGAGCCUAGUCCAGCAGUCCCCAUGGAAGCAGUAUCUGGCAGUGAAGGGUGUGCUAAUGUACCUGGCUGAUCUUCUCACCAGGGAGAUCCAGGAGCUGCAUCGUCUAGAGGAGACCACCCUCACCUCAGACCUUGCUCAAGGUUACGCACUGAAAAUGCUGACAGAGUUGAUGGCUUCAUUCCUGGAGCAGGACAGUAUCAAACAGCUGUACAAGGGACGGCUGGUAGGGGCAGUGCUCAACGGCUACCUGUCCCUGCGCAGGCUGGUGGUACAGCGCACUCGGCUCAUAGACGAGACCCAGGAGAAGCUGUUGGAGUUGCUGGAGGAAAUGACUACAGGCACAGAGGCAGAAACUAAAGCGUUCAUGGCCAUCUGUAUCGAGACUGUGGAGAAGUGCAGCCCGGACGAUGUGCGAACGCCUGUAUUUGUGUUUGAGAGACUCUGUUCCAUUAUCUACCCCGAGGAGAACGACGUUGGAGAAUUCUAUCUCACUCUAGAGAAGGACCCGCAACAGGAGGACUUCCUACAAGGUCGCAUGUUAGGGAAUCCUUACAACAGCAAUGAGCCGGGUCUUGGUCCCCUGAUGCGAGACGUGAAAAACAAGAUCUGCCAGGACUGUGAGUUGGUUGCCCUGCUAGAGGACGACAACGGUAUGGAACUGCUUGUCAACAACAAGAUCAUCAGUCUCGACCUAUCCGUCAGAGAGGUGUACAAGAAGAUCUGGGUGGCGGAAGGUGGAGAAGGAGGUGUGAUGAGGGUUGUGUACCGAAUGAGAGGGCUGCUGGGAGACGCCACGGAGGAGUUUGUUGAGACUCUCACUGCCAAGAGUGAACAGGAGGUGGACAAUGAAGAGGUCUACAAGAUGGCCAAUGUCAUGGCGGACUGCGGUGGUCUGCAGGUGAUGUUGAAACGACUAGCCAACAUCGGAGAUACCAACCGGUCCAGGUCACUGCUCCAGGUGCUUCUCAAGCUGUUAUGCCUGUGUGUCAAGGUGAAACGCAAUGUGGAGGUGUUGACUCGACCGGAGUUGGCCACAGUGUCUUCUCUGCUUAACAUCCUCCAGCUGUGCCUCACCGACCCCUCCCAGACUACUCUCACCCAGCAAAUACUCGACGUGAUGGAGACAGUGUUGUCGAGAGCAUCAAGCCUGUCACCAGAGGAGUUCAGCAGGUUUUCAACAACGCUGGGCGGACCAGAACAUGUUCGUAGUCUGUUGGAGAUGACAGAGACGUGCGCGACUGUACGCAGUAACCCCUCACUGCUUCACCACCUCACUACAGUGCUGGCUGCACUCACCUACGGAAGUCACGACAAGAUGGCGGUACUCAUUGACCACUUCCGCCCCCACCCGCUCGACUUCAACCGCUUUGAUCUCGAGCAUACACCUGAGAACGAGCAAAAGUUGGAGCUGUUCUGCAACCUGACAGCUGGCAUUGAUCAUACGCCUCAAGGCAACACUCUCAAGGACUACAUAGUGUCACUAGGAAUUGUGGAGAAGGCUUUGGAGUACAUUUCGAUGCACGCUCCAUCGGUUAAGCCCACUCUACUGAGGGCCGACAGUGAGGAGUGGAAGGAGUACAUCUCACGACCUUCCCUCAAGUACAUCCUCAGGUUCCUCACCGGCCUUGCCACUCAACAUGAAGCUACCCAGCUGGCAGUGUCAGCAGAGUGUAUCCCGAUAAUACACAGGCUGGAGCAAGUUUCAUCGGAUGAACAUGUAGGCUCACUGGCAGAGAAUCUGCUGGAAGCGCUCAAGACCAAUGCAGCAGUGGCCACAAGGAUACAGGAGGUGCGCGAGCAGACGCGGGCCGAGAAGAAGCGACUCGCCAUGGCCAUGCGAGAGAAACAGCUGGGAGCACUCGGCAUGAGAACCAACGAUAAGGGACAGGUGACUGCGGAAAGCAACAUCCUGCAGCAGAUUGAGGACCUGGGUGAAGAGACGGGGUUGGUAUGUGUCAUCUGUCGUGAAGGCUACAAGUUCCAGCCAGGCAAAGUGUUGGGGAUCUACACCUACACCAAGCGAUGUAAUGUAGACGACUUUGAAGCGAAGGCUCGCAAAACUGUGGGCUACAGCACCGUGACACAUUUCAACAUUGUGCACAUCGACUGCCACAUGAGUGCUGUCAGGUUGGCACGGGCAAGAGACGAGUGGGAAUCUGCAGCCCUUCAGAACGCCAAUACUCGCUGCAAUGGUCUGCUACCGUUGUGGGGCCCCCAGGUUCCAGAGUCGGCCUUCGCCAGCUGUUUGGCUAGGCACAACACCUACCUGCAGGAGUGUACCGGGCACAGGGACAUCAGCUAUGUGUCGACUGUCCAUGACCUGAAGCUGCUGCUACUGAGGUUUGCCCAAGAGAAGAGUUUCCAUGAGGAUGCAGGAGGUGGUGGUCCCCAGUCAAACAUGCACCUCAUCCCCUACCUACUCCACAUGGCUCUCUACGUCAUUAACACCACACGAUGUGGAGGGCGUGAGGAGAAGAACCUAGCCAGCUACCUGGAGUGUGGUAGCGGAGAGCGGUGGCUGGACUCCAGUUACGAAGCGGAGGGGCCGCUGUACUGGGCUACCCUCUCACUGUGCCUGCACUCACCUGCGCGAUGGCGCGUCACGCGACUGGGACACCUGCGUCGUCUGCUGACUUUGGCACAUGCCCGGCACGUCACACCACCUGCUGGCCCUCACACCAUCUCCGAUCCCACCCCUGCCGACUACAGUGUCUACAAGAGUACUCUGGUCUUCUUUGGUCUCAUCGACACCAUCUACAAGCAGUACUUCAAGGGCAUCACUGUGACCAGUGAGGAGCAAUGGCCCACCAGCCUGGCGGACUACAUCCGCCACAACGACGAGGCUCUGCUUCGGUGUUCCGAGAGGUUGAUGGCUGCCUACACGGAGGAACUACUACCAUCCGCAUCCUUCGAGGAACUAUGCGACGUCCUUGGAUUCCUGAACGAGAUCACUGAUCCUUCGACCUACAUCAAGGACAUCCUCACAGGACUGACCUCCUAGAAUAGACGUAGAUGUUGCACUGACUUCGUUUGUUUCAAGUUCAACUCUUUUUUUCACUAGUUUAUUUUUUUUAAAUGGUAUGUUUGGCUGAUCACCAUAUAUUCUCUGUAUUCAGCUUCAUAAAUUGAUUCUAUUGAAAUAAAUAUGAGGAAUACAUUUUGA
This is a messenger RNA of Homalodisca vitripennis (glassy-winged sharpshooter), 16155 nucleotides long. Its product is annotated as E3 ubiquitin-protein ligase UBR4-like. Gene Ontology annotation, molecular function: zinc ion binding; protein binding. The record is from RefSeq and is a predicted model, not a curated record. Lineage: Eukaryota; Metazoa; Arthropoda; Insecta; Hemiptera; Cicadellidae.